AUGUUUUCAUUUGGACUCAACGGGUUUUCGGAUUUCCUCAUUUUCGGGGUUAUUUUCGUGGGUAUCGUUGUAGGUUAUUACUAUAAACAACUCAAAAUUCAGCAAGAAAGCAGGUUAGAAUUUGCCGAGAAAAACGUCCUUGUUGUAACGGCUCAUCCGGACGAUGAGUGUAUGUUUUUCUCUCCCGCCAUUUUGAAUCUCAGAAGAUGUUCCACUAUUAAUCUUCUGUGCCUCUCAACUGGUAAGAGCGUAUUUUCAUCUCAUAUUAGUUACAAUUUAAAUCAUCUUUAGACUCUUGAAAUAAUUUAACAUGUUAAACACAGUGAAACAACAUUUCCCCUACAACACUCUACCCCACCUCACCCCUCCCACACUUCGUUGUUUAUUUCUCCACUUAGAAGAGCCAUUCCAUUUACUAGCCACCCCUACCCUCGCUAUGGAUGAGUUAAGUUGAGGUAAGCUAAUUUCCUCUAAGAAGAAAAAAAAAGAUUAAAAGUACCAACACAGACCCCCCACACCCCCCCGACCCCCAAAGUCAGAUAGCCUGUUUUUUCUUUCCCCGUCAUAAAAAGGGACUUUUUGACCAUGCUUUGAUUCUGAGACACACCUAUCACUAAUAGAUGAUUUAGUUUUUAGUUGUUUCACAGCCAGUCCUUCAUCAGGAUUUUUCUCCUCCCUUUUCAAUAACUUUACAUAGAUAAAACACUACUUUGCGAUAGUUAAUUUAUCAUAUUAUUUGUUUUUAUCAUUUUUAUUAUUUAUCCCAGGUAACUACUACAAACAAGGCAAGAUAAGAAGACAGGAGUUGGUAUCAAGCUGUGGCAUCCUUGGAAUUUCUUCCAAUCAUGUGACUGUAGUUGAUCACAGGUAAACCAUUUACAUAACUACACAGACUAGUUAUUUCAUCGACUGAUAAUAAUAGAAGUCAAAGGCAACCUUAUGGUUGUGUUGAAAUUUGGGUGCUUUUGCAAAUAAAGUUGAAUCCAGGCGAAACAAGAAUGCUCUUACAGCGGUAUUAAGUGUUGCUUGAGGAGGCAAUUAAUAAUUCUACACGAAACAGGAUUUACUCGCUAAAGGUUUUUCACUUCCUACUUUAUCGACAGUGGAGUAUUCUUCAGGACAUUUACUUUUUAUUUGUUUCUGAAUUCGUUUAGUACGCAAGAUAGCGAUGACCAGAAAUGUGUCUGUCGUUGCAGGCUAUACCUGUGUAUAAAUACAUGAAAAUUCAAGGGCCUCAAUUCCAGAGAAAUUACAUCACUGCCAGAUUACAUGGCUCGUCAUUUCAAUCAUCGCUGAAAAUAAACGGCAUGCUCAUCACAAGACUCAUUUGCAUACAAGGAAAACAUACAAUGAAAGUUUUUUCCAACCACUGUAGUGACUUCACUUGUUCCAAAGUAAUCAAUGCUUUCAAGCGAUAGAAUUCAUGGACUGACCUGUUCUGGAAAAUCUCUAAACUUAAUCUUUCGUAAGCUUUCUUCGCAAAACGUGUGUGGCUUCGGUCAUGCAACCAUUCUUAUUCCCAGUUUCCAAAGUCUCCGCUAGGAAUGCCUGGGACCAUAUGCAUGAUCUCUUUUUUGUGUUCUAAAUACAAAGAAAAACGGCUUGCACAUUAUGAGUCUCGCUGCUUACACAAGUGAGAGUAAUUAUGUAUUCUGUUUUUAAGAAAGGAUACCUUACUUUACUUUGACCAUACAGUUCCCUUCCAGAUGACCCACAAGUGCAGUGGAAUACUAAGCUUGUUGGCACAAUUAUUGCUGACCAUAUCAAGAUCAACAGAAUUGAAGUGGUAAGUAUUUCUUUUGCAGACAUGACUUGCCAUAUUUGCUGGCACCUUCCUCAGUUUUGACUUAUUAUUGCCGGGCAGCCUUAUGCGAGUCUGCACUCUAUUCUCUACAAUAUUACAAUACAUGUAUUGUCUUCCAGCUCUGACGCCAACAUUCACUUUCAAAUAUAAAAAACUCGUAGUAUACCUGCCUAGAGAAUAAGGUGGUGCAGUAUUUUCACAAUGGUCCCAGUAGGGUGGUGUUCAGGGACCUACCAUUGCUUCUAUAAUAGUGAAAUUGUUUUUCACUGGGGCAACAGCAUGAUUGGCAUUGCUGUGAUCGGGAUUCUAACCAAACCUUGAACAAGCAGCUCUAAAGUACCAAAAUGACCAAAGCAACUUGCUUUUACAAUUUAUUUCUCUUCAUAUUUUAGUUUAUGAUGUUAGUACAUAAACCACAAUUAUACAUGUCUUGGUAUUGAAAUGAUGUUAUAAUUUUUUGGCACAAAUAUUGCCAAAUAGACCUUUUCAGCCCGUGAGUUCUGUUUUCCCUUUGAUUUUUCAGACCAUGUGAUGUUGUCAAGGGAGUUUCUUAGGUCUUUUUAUAAAUUAUGCAUACAUAUACAUGUUAAUAGGACAACAUUUGAAAGACUGCUCUCUAGAGUAACAUCACAUGAUUUAAUAUGGGUAAACAAAAGAUACAAGCUAAAAUAGGUCUAUCCAUAAUAUUAUGCUGAACUGUCUGACUGUUUCCUUUGCCCACAAUAGGUUCUAACUUUUGACUCUUCUGGGGUGUCAGGCCACACAAACCAUAUUGCUAUUUAUAAAGCACUAAAGAGACUGAAUGAUGAAGGGCUGCUAGAGAGUAUUGCUAUUUAUACGCUAAGCAGCACAAAUUUAUUGAGGAAGUACAUCUCAUUACUGGAUCUUCCCCUUAGUGCUCAUUCAAAGUAAGUAUCAUCGAAACCCAAAUCAACUCUUUUCAACUCAACUUUCACUUAAUGUUGAAUAAACAAACAGCUGAGGUCAGGCUUCUUCAUUCUUGUGGUGAAUGUGUGCAAUUAAAAUUAAUUCCAAGAUGAUGAACCUGUGGUGGCUCUCACCUAGGCCCAGGCCCCUAAUUUAUUGAGUUACAUGGAAACAAAGACGUAAUUCCAUCUCCAAUAAGGCAUCUUUGCUGUGACUGGAGUCAGUCCUACAAUGCCUCCAUGGUAUGGAUAGCAAGUCCUUUGGCUUACAUUUAAUACUUAAGCUAUAGAACUUUCCAGUUUAUUGAGUUGUAGAAAAUUUAGUUUUUUGUUUAACUAACUGGUCUUGGGGCUAGGAGGAGCACAUUUUUACUAGCCCAGCAUGAAGUUGUGGGGUAGUAGACCAGUGUUAGUGUCGAGCGCUGAAUCCUAUACUUCACUCAUUAUUGGUGAAGACUGUUCAUCAUCGUCAUCAUUAUCAUCAUCAUCAUUCUUACCAUUAUGAUUAUCAUCAUAAACAGUAAUUAAAUAAAGCAAGUAAUAUUUAAAAAAUAUUAAUGGCAAAUUUUGAUGUUACUCCAUUUUUAGGCAUAUGUUUCUUUCAAGUCCUCAACAGAUUGUUUUAGCGCAGGUGAGGGUUUUUUCAAAUCCAUGUUUCAGAUCCAUGUUACUAAAUUAUUAUGGAAAUGUAACACUAAUAACUGAAAUAAAAUACAUAUGAGUAAUAUGAGUUUUUCUUUUAACAGAAAGCCAUGCAUGCUCACAGAAGCCAGUUGGUUUGGUUUAGAAAGCUAUACAUUUUGUUCUCACGGUUUAUGAUUAUCAACACCCUCGAAGAGCUAAACUGA
Molecule: messenger RNA, 3578 nt
Organism: Porites evermanni
Lineage: Eukaryota; Metazoa; Cnidaria; Anthozoa; Scleractinia; Poritidae
Source: the annotation of a GenBank genome assembly